Cimex lectularius (bed bug) is the source of this 2791-nucleotide messenger RNA. RefSeq names its product U4/U6.U5 tri-snRNP-associated protein 1. The record is from RefSeq and is a predicted model, not a curated record. Gene Ontology annotation, biological process: maturation of 5S rRNA; mRNA cis splicing, via spliceosome. Gene Ontology annotation, cellular component: U4/U6 x U5 tri-snRNP complex. The coding region runs from base 341 to 2614 and encodes 757 amino acids. The transcript is spliced from 15 exons. Lineage: Eukaryota; Metazoa; Arthropoda; Insecta; Hemiptera; Cimicidae.
UUCUAGACGCAACGUGUGUUCUGUGAUGUUGAUAUCGUUGAUUCGUCGUAUUCGCUCUAUUCAGGUUUUAUUUUAUUUUGUGGCUGAACAGACUGUUGGAAAGUGAGUUAACAAGAAAAAAGGAAAUACAAAAAGUUACAAUAUGAAAAUGGAUUGAAGAUAAUUUAAAUUUAUCGAUUGAAAUUAGAAAACGUUUGUUGGACGUUCCAUUCAUCGCGUUUUUCGUCUGUACUUUUGAGUGUCAUAGGCUUUCUGUGUUGUGAAUCACCUCGUUGACUUGAGUACUUCUUAUCGUCAGGUCCCGUGAUUUUCCCUGAAGGAACUUUUCUCGGGCUUGGAAAUGGGCAAGAAGCACAAGAAGGAAUCGAGGAAAAGGAGGCACAGGAGCCGCUCCAGGUCUCUCGAGAAGGACUACGAUAAGGAUAAGGACAAGGAUAAGAGGAGACACCACAAAAGGCACCACAAAGACAAAAAAAGGGAGAAGAGUUGUAAAAGGGAUUCUUCAUCCAAUUCUGAAGAUGAUGUUAUCUUUGUACCUUUGAAGGUCUCAAAACCGGACACUAAGUCAUCAUCACCUGAGAACGUGAAGGCAAAGGACGUACCGUCUUCCCACCAGCCGACUGCUCCUGUCGUAUCUAACAGUUCAUCUGGUGACAAUGUACUUUCGGUUGCUGAGACCAAUGCCCUCAGGGCGAAGCUUGGUCUCAAACCACUCUCUACGCCCGAUUCAUCUUCCACAGGCAAAUCGACUGACAAAAGUGAAGAAUUUGUACAUAAACCGGCUGAAAAUAUUAUGGACAAAAAAAUGACAGAGAAAUUGAGGAGUAAAAUCGCCGAGAGGAAAGCCAAAAGAGAAAUAGAGAAAAAAUUAUUGGCCAUGAAAUCAUUAGGAGACGAUGGUAGCGAAGACGAAUCAGCAACUGCUUGGGUUAACAAAAAUAAAAUUCUUUUAGAAGCAAGAAUGAAAGCUGAAUUAAAGGCGAAAGAGUUGGACGAAAUGGAUCAAGAAUUUGGAAUCGGUGAAUUAGUAGAGGAAGAAAUUAAGAAGGAAAAAUCUGCAGCUUACACAGCAGCUCAUCUUAAAGGGCUCAAAGUCGAACAUGAUAUCGAGACAUUCCAAGAGGGCAAAGCUAUAAUCUUGACUCUAAAAGAUCAAGACAUACUAGACGAAAAUACAGAUGCACUUGUCAAUGUAAAUAUGUUGGAUGACGAACGUUAUAAAAAGAAUCUUUUCAACAAAAAACAAAAGCCGUUUGGUUACAAUGGUGUCGAUACGGGUGAACUGGAUAUGGAUGAGCCUAAAGGAGUUCUUACUAAGUACGAUGAAGAAAUUGAGGGUGCUAAACCAAUUAAGCCCGCAUUCACAAUUGGUGAAGAAAAUUUGGAAGCCAAGAAAUUAAUGGUGAAGAGGCAGCUUAAAGAAAAAGCGAACAUGAGAUUAGAAUCCCUCGUCCUUCCUGAGCCCAAGAUAGCCAACGAGUAUUUCUCUAGGGAUGAAAUGAUUAAAAUAAAAAAACCUAAAAAGAAGAAAAAGAUACGAAAGUUAACCGCUGACGAUUUGCUAAGAGAGAAACCUAUUCCAACGACGCAAGAAGAUCUUGGAAAAAGAAAAGUCGAGGAAAAGGAAGAUGUUUACACUGGCCCCCAGGAAUUCAUGGAGGUAGAUGAACCAAUCAUCAAAAUCAAGGAAGAAGAAGAAGAUCCCUACUUAAAACGGGCUGUCAAGAAGGCAAUGAAGCUCAAGUCUCUUCCCGUGGAAAAAUUAAACACAAAAUUACCAAAAAUAGAAGAAGUAAUCAUGGAAGUGAAAGAAGAGCCAGUUGAUACACUGGGAUCGACAAUUAUUUUAAAUUCGACUGCUGAGUUUUGUAGAACUCUUGGAGAUAUUCCAACUUACGGUAUGGCUGGUAAUAGGGAUGAAGAACCAGAUAUCCUACUUGAUUUUGAACGAGAGAAGGAAAAGAAAGUAAAACAAAAAAAGAAACCGGAUGUUGUCGAAGACAAAGGAGGCUGGAACGAUGUUGAAAUGAAUGAGAAAGUUGUGGAAGUCAAGCCUGUUGAAGCGCCCAUACUUGACGCUGAACCAGAUUUGGGAGCGGGUGUUGCUGGAGCGCUCAGAUUAGCCGUUUCAAAGGGUUACCUUGAAAAAGACAUGGCCAACCGGCCCUCGGCAUCACGAUUUUCACAUCUAGCAGCUCAGAAUUAUUCAAUUGACGAUAAAGCACAUUCAGUCGAGGACGAGAAACUAGGAAGGAGGGAGAGGUAUCUGGGUCCGACUUUAGAUUUCAAGGAGAAAGACGGUUACAAGCCGAAUAUUAAACUUGAAUAUAUCGAUGAUGAAGGACAUCUAUUAUCAGCUAAAGAAGCUUUUAGAUAUCUUUCUCACAAGUUCCACGGAAAGGGGCCUGGUAAGAAUAAAGUCGAAAAGAGGAUGAAGAAAAAUGAGCAAGAAGGGCUUAUGAAACAGAUGAGUUCUACUGACACACCGUUAGGAACACUACAGAUGCUCCAGCAUAAGCAGAAAGAAACGCAAUCGGCUUUCGUCGUCUUAAGUGGAAACAAACACCAGCUCAAUAUGCCGACGACGAUUGCCAAGACGAAAAUGAUGAAGUGAAUCAAGCAUUACAUCAAAGUAACGAAUUUUUAAAUAGAACUCAUUUUUUGAAAGUAAACAAUCUUAUUGGUCAGGACCCUUGCAAUCGAUUUAAAUAUUAAUUCACUUUUAAUCAGAAAUCUGUCAAACUAAGAACAUCCAAUUCUUACUAUAAAUAAACAACUUUUUUUGUAAUAA